AUGUACGGCUCAACUCUCAAGGCUCUUCUGCUAGCCGCGUCGGCGACGCGAGCUCUCGCAUCAUGCGCCCACGGCACCUUCCUCCAGCCCCGUGCUGAGGAGGGCGGCGAGGUCAAGGUUGGCAACUUUGGCUACAUCGGCAGGAUAGGUCCCCUUAACUGGGCGGCCCUAGAUUCCGCCAACACCGCUUGCGCAACCGGCACCCGCCAAUCCCCCAUCGACAUGGUUGACGGCGUCUUCGAGAUCCUCCAGGGCUCUGACGUCGAGCUGACCGUCAACGACAUGCCCGAUGGUGCCGAGUUCGAGAAUCUUGGCACGACUGUCGAGGUCGUUACCCAGGGCGGCACCCUCACCGCCAACGGAAAGACCUUCGAGCUUCAACAAUUCCACUUCCACCUGCCCUCCGAGCACCUCGACAACGGCACCUCCCAGGCCAUGGAGAUGCACAUGGUCUUCCAGUCCGCCCAGCAAGAGAUUGCCGUCAUCGGUGUGUACAUUAACAUCGCCGAUCAGGCCGCGGCCGCUGCCGCCAAGCGCUCGCGCAUCAUGGGCCGCCAGGACGCUGGUGCUUCCUCCGGUGCCCCGACUACCCUGCUUGAGACCGUCUUCAGUGUCGUCGACCAGAUCGCUACCCCCGGCACCCGCGUCAAGACCCCGCCGCUCGUCAUGUCCGAGGUCGUUGACAUCCUCAAGGCCAAUGCUUUCCAGAUCUACUCUGGCUCGCUGACUACCCCGCCGUGCUCUGAGGGUGUUAACUGGCAUGUGUCGACUGCCCGGCUGUUUGUGUCGCCGCAGACGUUUACCAAGGCUCGUGACGUGAUUGGGUUCAACUCGCGCUUCCCUCAGAAUACCCCCGGUCAGCCGAACAUCCUGAUGAUUUCGGCUCUGGGCAGCGCGGCGGCCGCAGUGCAGGCUGCGGUUAACCAGGUUGCCUGA
Messenger RNA from Thermochaetoides thermophila DSM 1495, 936 nucleotides. RefSeq lists its product as uncharacterized. The transcript is spliced from 2 exons. Lineage: Eukaryota; Fungi; Ascomycota; Sordariomycetes; Sordariales; Chaetomiaceae. The record is from RefSeq and is a predicted model, not a curated record. The coding region runs from base 1 to 936 and encodes 311 amino acids. Gene Ontology annotation, molecular function: zinc ion binding; carbonate dehydratase activity.